AUUUGGUUCAAAAUAUUUUUUGCUGAUCAGGAUAUCCAUGAAAUAGCGUCAAAAUUAAAAGUGGAAAUUCAAGUUUGGACCGUUUCUUUUGUCACCUGAACCCAGCGCAAAAUUACUAGUUUGCAAAAUGAGUCGUUCACAAGGCCGGACGAAUCCGAAACGUAAUCGAAAGCUUCGACCACAGCAACAGCAAGUCUUCAUUGAUCUGCUCGAUGACGGCAAAAUCCAGAUUGUGUCCGAGCUUCACCAGUCUAGAACCAGCACGGAUGAGACCAUCAUUCACAAUAUUUAUACGGCACCGGUACAACCGACUUUGUAUGACGGGACGUACGUCACAGCAGCGGAAGAUACUGAAUCCGAGAUGAGUUUUUCGACUGAGUCGGUAACUACCGAAACGGAGGCUUCUACAUCUACUACGCAGGAGGAUGAGCUGCAAGAAAUGACCCUAGAAGAGUUGGGAGAUCCGCCAAUAUUUUCGGUUCCGAUCAUUGAACUACCGGACGAGCAUUCAUCAUCUCGACGUAUGGAAACCCGUUCGCGACCAGUGAUUGAGGGAAAGAGACAGUCGAUGUCGAUAGUGGGUAAUGUUCGCGGCCAUGCCGUUGGAGCAAUUAUCGACCCGAGCAGCACGGUACUGAUGCAACUGUCGAAGAGUAGCAACUGUGGCCAGCUAGGAGUGAUGGAUUGUAUACGGGAGGUUAACGAACUACUGGAAAAUGAUGAUAGUAUGGUGAUUUUGAAGUAUCCCGGUAUAAGCGAAUCACAGACUUCUCGAAGGCCACCGACUGAUCACAGAGCAACCUCUAGGAAGAUGCUGGAACUGACGGAGGAUGUGCUGAGAAGGGUUCAGGGGUCUUCACGAGAAUCGUUGCUAGUGCGAUUGCAGAAAACUUUAGGGGAAAUUUUGUAUCAACCGGUAGACACCAUCGUAGUUCAUACUUAUUCGAGAGAUAAUUUCGACGAUGAGGAAGUGGGAUCGGAAGCAUUUGUUGGAUUUUUCAGCAAAGACGACGAAUCGGCGUUGUUUGUACAAUCUUCACGGGCACUGUCUCAAGCUGCGGCAAGCCACUCCGGGAGUGAUGAGGAUGAGGAACGAAAGCCAAUCGAUCGGCUGAGGAGUUUUCUGGAAAAUUCCAUGUUGAACCAGGAGGAAAUCAUGGAACAGACACUAUCAAUAGAUCCAGACAUUACUGUUAGCAGAUCAGGGAACAAGAUCAUAGGAGUUUUGAGUUUCCCAAAUGCAUCUUCUGGGGUGGUCACCACGACAACUGAUCACUUUUCCGUCGAUGGUGAUCGAAAGGAUAUUACCAAAUCGAUGAAGGAUCUGUUUAAGAAUCUUGUGCAGCAGCCGUCCGAAAAGUUGCUGGUUCAAAUACACUCCGAUGAGAUCCGUAGCAUGAAGGUAGAACAAAUCAAACAAGAACUGGACCGAUCCAUUAGAAGCGGUAAUUCAGAAAAGGUUAACUCUGAAAUUAGUGUUCGCGAAAGCGAUGAUAAGAUUCUUGGACUAAUGAGCUAUUCCGGAGGAUCCAUUGUCAUUCAAACCUAUAGUAAAAAUUGGAGCAGAAAGCAGACCAAAGAUAACGCUGAAGAUUUGAUCGUAGCCAUUCGAUUGAGGAUUGAAAAGUUUAUCAUAAGCAAUGUGCUAAACGAUGCCGAUUUGAAAGAUAUUGCGUCGAUCAUAGCUCAGGUAUUUCACAGUGAAAAAGUUGAUCUGCCGGUAGAAUAUCUUAACAGACCAGUCCUCGGAAAAAUUCGAUCAACAAUACAGCAACUGAUGAAACCGGUCGAGGACGAAAAUUCGCUAGCCAUAAUAAGCCAGAUUCAGGACGCUCUACAGGAUAUAGCGCGCCACGAAGUGACCACGAACACGGAGUUUAACACGUGGGAUUUGUUGAGAAGAUACUUUGAUGAACUAAUUUGCGACGAAGACUCCGAAUUCCCUGAAAAUUCAAUCAUGAUAGCACUUCGUAAAGCUUUGUUAACAGUACUUAUCCACUACGAAUCAGCUCUCUCCUAUGCCCUUGGUGACCUCUUGGAACUUCUCAAAACAGUUCCCGCUGAGGCUGUGGAUCUCAGCGUCUCAAGCAGCCCUGGAACUACACUGUUAACAGACCGGCAACCACCGCCUAUUCCGCCUACCAUAGAAAGAGACAUUCAAUCCCGCGAAGUAGUCCAGCAGGUUCACAAUCUGUUGAACGAAGACCGGAAUCGGGAAGUGAACAUUUUGCCCUAUAUGACCCUGUUCCAGUCGUUGUUUUUGGCUCUGAUGAAAAUUAUUACUGGCUGGAGAAUGAAGGUGAAAUCUUUUCUCAGCAACGAACCUGAGGAAGCUCGAUCGGAACCUUUGGUAGGCCAGAAACCGUCCGUAUCGUUUCACCUGGUUCAGGUACCGGACGACGACACUACUCCGGAUGUUUCUCAGCAGCUGAAAAAGGAGCGGCAACACCUAAAUGAAACCAUCGAUGAGCUGCGUAAGUUUCUGGAGAACUCUCUGGGCGUUCCGGAGUCAUGGCAUCGUGAACGUUCAGGCUCUUUAGCGAAAAGUUCGCAAGAAUCGACUGCCGUUAAGGAUCGGGUGUUGACACUAUUCGCGAAACUACUUGAAGAAACUGGAAAAUUGAAGGUGAUGGAAAAUUCUGCGGACGUAGUUCAUCUACGCUUGGAAUCAGCAUCGGGAAAUCUGGAACGCAGAGAGUCCGACCAGUAUGUAAUGUUGAGCGGAAGUGUUCGAGACCAGCAAAACAAUCUAGGGUUAUUCUUUGAGGCCCGGCUGGUUGACUUGCGGGAGAGUUCGGGAAUUGAGUCGCGGUUGGAGUGUGUGAAGGAGGUACGAAAAUUGUCCGAUGAUAUGGAUCAAGACGAUCAGCAACCUGGUUCGAGUGGAACGCAACGCUUGAAAUCAUUCGGGAAUGAAUCGUGGCAGAACGAUUCAGUUAAGGGAAUCAAGGCAAAAUCGGAUGAUUUUAUGCAAGACGUCAAUGUUGAUUCUCAUGCAAUCGUGCCAAGUCAAAGCAUAGAUGAACUGGUUGAAGAAUGCGUGAAGGUAGCACAGGCGUUAUCGAAUACAUCUGCGAAUGAACCUCUACGCAACGAUUCGGCCCAGGCUGUUAAAGCAAUUAAGGAUAAGUUGGUUGAUUUCAUACAAAGCAGCAACGUUGAUUCGCGUAUGAUCGAGCCAAGUCACAGCCUAGAGAAACCUGUUGAAGAGCGUGUGAAGGAGACACAGAAAUUAUCGAAUGCAUUUGACAAUGAAUUCCGGCAAAUCGAAACGACUAAGGCCAUCGAGGCUGAAUUGAUUGACGGACAAAGUAUCAACGCUCAGUCGCAUGGAACAAUUGCCAAGAAUUUGUUGGAUGAAGCAGGCAAGACAACGCUGUCAGAAACAUCGCAGGAUAAAUCUCAAAAUCAGGAGUCGGGCGUAUUGUUGAACUCGCAGGUAGAUAACAUGGGCAAGACCUCCGGAAGUGAUUCGUUGACAAAAUCUACUCAUAGCAUCCUACUGAAACUACCAGAAACCCAUGACAGUCCAGAAGACAAGCUCAUUUCAGAAUCUAGAGAUUCCUGUACCGAAGACACCGGUAGCGAUGCAAAGGAAGUUCUGAGCAGAUACUUGGAGCUAGUCAUGCACUACAUCCAGGAGUCUGUCGAGCCGAUGAGAGAGACAAUGAAAAUUAUAUUAGACAAAUUGGCUAAAGUAGAACUAGGCAAGGUUCAUGAACUACACUCCGCUAUAAUACAAACCGGAAGUAGCCUUAUAAAUGAUUACCUAAUCGAAGUGCCAGAAAGUCGCGAAACUGUGGAGGAAGACAUUGCGUUAGAGAUCGACUACGUAGACGCAUGCAUUCAAUGUGAUUCUGUGGAAAGUACCGUAAGUUCCCAGGCAUUCGCCGUUCAAAUGGAACAGGACGCCCAAUUUGCCUCGAUUGAAUGUGAACUUACUAGCAUAAAAGAAAGAUUGCAGAUGCUUGAUGAAAUACACAAUAUGUUAACGAGGUCAUCAGCCGAGUCACAAGAAACUUUACUAAAUGCUCCCCCCUUCCAAGAAUUCGAAAAAGUUGUAGGAGUUCUUAGGCCAACUGGAACCGUUGAAACCGUAAGGCAAUUGCCAUUUGAAGUGGCUGUUCUAGAUACGAAAAAAAGACUCUCGGACGAUUCAGUAACUAUCGGAAAACGAGAAGAGUUCGUAUCGGCUAUGCAAUGCCCUUCAGAACAGCAGAGAUUGUCCAGUAUAUGCUCCGAGCCUCAUCGACAGGUUCAAUUGGAAAGAAUGAGUACAGCAACGUUAGGUGUUCGAAAAGAUUCCCCAGCUCUUGUCGUUGAUUCUAGGAAAGCUUUGCUUGCCACGAUAUCAACUCAAACCGACGGUGUUACUAGACGUACCACUAGUGCACAAGAACCUCCGCUCUUGCAUUGUGUGUCAGUACAAACUUCUUCUACGCUGCUUCCGGCUUUGUUGAAUAUACUAGAAACUGCAGGAACUCUGCGAGCAUCCUCUCCUCAAGAGAUUACCAAGAUACCAGCAUUGAAAGUUCCCAUAACUAUACCGGAAUCUGUUUACCAUGAGCCUUCGAAAGUAGUCGAUGAAAGUCGACGUGAUCGAGUGGAUCCCGGACUACGCGAGCGCAUUUCAAGUGUUGUUGAACGCUAUGGCAUUUCUCGACCAAUAGAUGUUUCAGAAAGACCACAACCCGCGGGACACGCUCAGGUCCUACCUGUUCCAAGAAAAUCUCUGGGCCAGAUAGACUACGAACAAAUCAUAACUACAGCACCAGUCGGCCAACUAAUUGAUGACGUCCAUCGAAAAAAAUCGCUAACUCCAAUGGAUCCUGUGCAGGUUGGCAUACGAAAGCGAACUUCGGAAAUCACGACAGAAGCCGUCGAACGUCUCGGUGCUUCCCGUAUAAGUAAAGUUGUUGAAAACGAAUUUCAGCCAGGCCAAACUACCGUUGAUAUCCCAACGCGAGAGCAUUCCACGGGUGAAGACAUCGAACCCCGUAAGUCAUCUUUUCCAAGAAAAUCUAGUCGGGAAGAUCCACUACAACCGAAACUUACUUCGAUUUCUAUAGCUAACGCUAGUGAAGGCCGAAGAAUGUCUAUCCUUAGCAAACCUUCUAGUUUCCCGGGAGAAGCCAUUGAAGACCGUAGAGCUUCCGAUACCAAUCAAGCACUCUUGAAUGAGUUGCCGCCAAGAGCCGGAAUGAUGAAAUUAACCGAGAAUGAUCAACCACCAAGAAGAUCUAUCGGCUUGAAGGAUCAGGUAUCUUCUAGUGUACGUGUGCGUACGUUAAGUUUUGCAGACGAUCCUACUGCACCCCACAGUAGUGCUCGUCCAAGUGCAGCUAUGUUAAGAGUAACGGACGACAGUAGUGUGGAGCAAUCAAAGAAGAGACGUUCGAUAACAGACCCGAGUGCAGAAAACCAACGGACGGUUGAGUGUAAGGCUAAGCUGGAAUCAAUGUUAUCGGUUAGUUCGGCACAAUUAUCAAAGCAGCGGCCAACACGAGUCAAGCAAGUCAUUCGGAAACAGCUUAGUGAAAUCCCCGUUCGAGAUCGUGAUGGUAGAAGGCGGCGAUCGUUGUGUGAUCUUGCGCUAAGUUAUAAGUACGGGCGCACUCAUGAAAAUAAGGCAAAGUCUGCUUGCCCUGUGGAGAUAUAUUCUUGCCACCCAGUUGGUCCCGAUCAGCUGAUGAUGCACUGGGAAGUGUUGCCGCAGUUCCUGUACAUGAUUUCUGGCUAUGAGAUUUACGUGAACGGCGAGCAACGUGUCGUGUGUUUGUCAAGAACUCGUAGGACCGCUCUACUGGAGGACAUCAAACUCGACAAGAUACAUCGCAUCUUCAUCUAUCCGACGGCGGAUUCGUCUGCGGGUGAUUUCGCCAAAUCCUGGACUCCAGGGAUAUUCAUUUAUCACAGCUAAAUAAAACUCAUUCGGAAAGUGCACCACCGCUUCGGACAAGAGAACCCGCUAAAGGUUACAAUCUACGGAACUCAAUUG
This is a messenger RNA of Topomyia yanbarensis, 5998 nucleotides long. RefSeq lists its product as uncharacterized. The coding region runs from base 128 to 5920 and encodes 1930 amino acids. NCBI's taxonomy places the organism in Eukaryota, Metazoa, Arthropoda, Insecta, Diptera, Culicidae. The transcript has 6 exons. The record is from RefSeq and is a predicted model, not a curated record.